GGUUCUUAUAUUGCAUUUUCUCACUGUAUGCAUAUCACACAGAGAAGAUGUGUAUAUAUAGACACACAUUCAUGUAUAUAUGUAGCGAGCAUUUGCUCUUAUAUUUAUAGAAACUUCCACAAGAACGAUAUACGGAGUAACAUACAUCUGGAGUUGGACCUGAAGUUGCAGAUCUAGGGUUUUCGCAGAGAUAAGCCGAUUUUAAAAUUGGAGAUUGGAAAAGAGCGUGUGAAGAAGAUGAGCGAAGGCCAACGGUUUCAGCUGGGGACAAUUGGCGCGCUCAGCUUGUCGGUGGUGUCUUCCGUCUCUAUUGUGAUUUGCAACAAGGCCCUUAUCAGCUCCCUUGGUUUCACAUUUGCUACAACUUUGACGAGUUGGCAUCUUCUAGUCACCUUUUGUUCCCUUCACGUGGCACUAUGGAUGAAAUUUUUUGAGCACAAGCCUUUUGAUCCAAGAGCUGUCAUGGGAUUCGGAGUGCUGAAUGGGACUUCCAUUGGCCUUCUCAAUCUGAGUCUAGGGUUCAAUUCUGUUGGCUUUUAUCAGAUGACAAAAUUGGCAAUCAUCCCCUGUACGGUUCUUUUGCAGACUCUGUUCUUUAGGAAGCAAUUCAGUAGGAAUGUCCAGAUUGCAUUGGCUAUCCUCCUAUUUGGUGUUGGAAUUGCAACAGUUACUGAUCUACAGCUCAACUUAUUGGGCUCUAUUCUAUCUCUGCUUGCCAUUAUCACGACUUGCAUUGCACAGAUUAUGACUAAUACCAUCCAGAAGAAGUUCAAGGUUUCUUCCACACAGCUUCUUUACCAAUCAUGCCCUUAUCAAGCAAUUACUCUGCUUGUAACUGGGCCGUUUGUUGAUGGGCUUUUAACAAAUAAAAAUGUGUUCGCAUUCAACUACACUCCAAAAGUGCUGGCGUUCAUUGUUCUAUCUUGCUUAAUAUCAGUUUCUGUGAACUUCAGUACUUUUCUUGUAAUUGGGAAGACAUCUCCAGUGACAUACCAAGUAUUAGGACAUUUGAAAACAUGCCUUGUGUUAGCCUUUGGAUAUGUUCUCCUUCACGACCCUUUCAGCUGGCGGAACAUCCUAGGUAUCUUUGUUGCCGUGGUCGGAAUGGUAGUAUAUUCAUAUUAUUGCACUAUUGAGAGCCAGCAAAAGGCUAGCGAAGCAUCAGCACAGGUGUCUCAGGCAAAGGAAAACGAAUCUGAUCCUCUGAUAAAUGCCGAAAAAGGUGGCAUUCUAGCCGAUAGUGCCAAAUCAUCCCCCGGUUGGAAUUCAAGCAAGGACUUGCAGGCAUAAUAAUGCUUCUUCAAAUGAUUAUCAUUCUUCAUUCUUUGGCUUGCCCUCUCAUCCACACCAGGAAAAUUACUUCAGUGAUGAAGAUGUUGCUGUGAGGAUUUCCCUUCAUCAUCAUCAGAGAGUAAUGUGUAUGGGCAAAUUAUAAACACAAAAAAAUGUUUUACUGUUCUUUUAGUGCCAAAGAAUAUGUGCUUCUUCCACAGCAGUUUUGCUAUCAAGUCAUGUACGAGUAAGCAGUACACU
This is a messenger RNA of Cuscuta campestris, 1533 nucleotides long. The record is from the annotation of a GenBank genome assembly. Lineage: Eukaryota; Viridiplantae; Streptophyta; Magnoliopsida; Solanales; Convolvulaceae.